AUGCAUCACACGGUGGAGCAGCUCGGGGACAAAGGCACCAAGGACAGCUAUGCCAUCCAGUGUCUGCAGAAGUCUUUAGAAGCCGACCCAAACUCUGGCCAGUCCUGGUACUUCCUCGGCAGGUGCUACUCCAGUAUUGGGAAGGUGCAGGAUGCCUUCAUCUCUUACCGCCAGUCCAUUGACAAGUCUGAGGCCAGUGCUGACACCUGGUGCUCCAUAGGGGUGCUGUACCAGCAGCAGAACCAGCCUAUGGAUGCACUGCAGGCCUACAUCUGUGCUGUGCAACUGGACCACAGCCACGCCGCUGCCUGGAUGGACCUGGGCACGCUCUAUGAAUCCUGCGGCCAGCCGCACGACGCUAUCAAGUGCUACAUGAACGCCACCCGCAGCAGGGCCUGCCUCAACACGGCCGCACUCACACAACGCAUCAAACUGCUGCAGGCUCAGUUGUGUAACCUACAGCCAGGUAGUCUGCAGAAUAAGAGUAAAAUGCUUCCUAGUAUUGAGGAGGCAUGGAGCCUACCCAUUCCUGCUGAGCUCACGUCCAGGCAGGGGGCCUUGAACACUGCACAGGCACAGCAGGCCUGCAAGGGGGAGGGAGGCCAGUCGGCCAGUAAUCACACAGACCCACAGGCCAGUCCUGCCAAGAGGAAACGCACUGCCAGCCCAGCGAAGAGUGUCGCCGACUCGUGGACAAACAGCACCAAUCAACAGCAGAUCCCCAGCUGGUACCUGACGCCACAGAAGCUUCAGCUCCUGGAUCACCUGCGGACCAACCGAGCGAACCUCAAGCCCCCCCAGGUGCAGAUGCUGGAACAGCUGGAGAACCAGUUCUCUCUCAUGCAGCAACACCAGCAGCAGCAGAUGAGGCAGCAGGCGGCAGCGGGUGUCCAGCCGAGGCUCAGCCUCCCCAACGGUCCGUCGGCUGAGCCCUCUCACCACCACGCAGACCUCCCCCGCGCCUCCCCUCUCAAUCACACGGCCCCCCGGCCCCCGGGUUCCACCCAGCCCACAGCCAACGGAUCCUGUUCUUCGAGUCCGUCGGCGGGGCCGCUGGGACACCUGGACAAAAAUCACACCCUGGGCCUGGGAGGUGGCGGCGCGAGCAACGGAAACGUGCCUUACCCGCAGCAGAACUCUCUACCUCACAACUGCACAGCCGCCAGUCACCCCAGCACCAGCAGCACUACCAGUAGUCCCAGUCAUGCAGACGAGACAUGGAGGAGCCAGCAGCGCAACACUACCACUCAGGGGCUUCAAAAAGGUCCAGGUUCUCAUUCGGCGGGUCCAAAUGGAGAACCCCCUUUCUCUUCCUCCUCCUCCCCUCAGACCUCGUUCUCUUCCUCUGGCAUUCUGAAUCAGGUUGGACAUUCCUCUGGGCUCUGCACUGCCUCCUCCUCAGCCUCAUCGUUGUCCCCCACCUCCCCCCAGACCACACCCAACCACUUUUCCUCGCCUCCCCACUCCGCUACUACCUCAGGGGUCCACACCAAAGACACCACGCCUUCAGGGGGCAGCAACGGCAGCAGCAGCUCCGUUGCUACUUUGCCAUCAGGUCCGGAGGCCGCCGUCAGGCAUUCUGCAGGGACUCCCCUUAGUCCCAGCACCGCCCCCGCGCAGGGAUUGACUAAUCACGUCCAGCCGCGGGUGACGGACAGCUCCACCGGCCCGUCUCAGCCUGGCUCUCCUGCCCCCGGCGUGCUCAGUUCAGACAAUCCUCAGCUCUCAGCCUUGCUAAAGGGAAAAGCCAAUACUACCAGUAAUGACGACAACAAUAACUACAGUAACCACGGAGGGCCUUCCUCAGAGAAAAUCAACAACGUCCACCCGGGUCUCCACGGUGCCGCCAAGAAGCCAUCGGAGCCAUCGGCGGCGUCCUCGCCACCGUCAGCCACUGCUACACCCUCUCCUCGCUCUGCAGACGCUCACGCCACCAACAGCCUCUCCUGCCUUAACAGCCCAUCUGCCACUAACAGCCAGGGGCCCACGCUCAAUGGGAAGGGGCUGGACGACUCCCAGAGCCCCAUGAAGGUGGAGCCUCCUGGAGGAGCUCAUAAACACAGCGCCCCCGCUGGUCUGGCACCCUGGUCCUCGUUCUCCAUCUACCCCAGCUCCAGUGAAGUCCUCAAAGCCUGCAGGUACCUGGGGAAGAACGGCCUGUCGACGAGCAGCGUCCUCCUGGACAAGUGUCCCCCGCCGCGACCCCCUCGCCCGCCAUCUCCUCCGCUGCCAAAGGACAAACUCAACCCUCCGACGCCCAGUAUUUAUCUGGAAAACAAGAGGGACGCUUUCUUCCCGCCGCUCCAUCAGUUUUGCACCAACUCCUCUAACCCAGUCACCGUCAUCAGAGGCCUGGCCGGAGCCCUCAAACUGG
Molecule: messenger RNA, 2374 nt
Organism: Paralichthys olivaceus (Japanese flounder)
Lineage: Eukaryota; Metazoa; Chordata; Actinopteri; Pleuronectiformes; Paralichthyidae
Source: RefSeq, a predicted model, not a curated record